CUUCCUGUUAGUUCAGUCGACACUAAAAAAAAAUCUUGAGGUCAAGGCAAAAAGUAGCAUGGCAGCAGUGUUACGGGGCACUAAAAACCUGUUGCAGGGGUUACGUAAGCAUGGCCACUCUGCACUGGUGUCUUCUCGGACUAUGGCCUCCAAAACUCCAGUUGGAUUUAUUGGGCUAGGGAACAUGGGAAGGCCAAUGGCAAAGAAUCUUUUGAAAAAUGGUUAUCCAGUCAUUGCCUCUGAUGUGUUUCCAGAAGCUUGUAAGGAAAUUCAAGAUUUAGGGGCACAGGUUUUGGAUUCUCCUGCUGAGGUUGCUGACAAAGCAGAUAGGAUAAUCACCAUGUUACCAUCGAGUCCACAUGUCAUAGAAGUAUAUACAGGACCAAAUGGAGUUUUAAAGAAAGUGAAGAAGGGCUCACUUUUAAUAGAUUCCAGCACUAUUGAUCCUUCUGUUUCCAAGGACAUGGCUGCUGCAGCAGAAAAAAUGGGAGCUGUUUUUAUGGAUGCUCCAGUGUCUGGAGGUGUUGGAGCAGCAAGUUCUGGAAAACUUACUUUCAUGGUGGGAGGAAUGGAAGAAGAAUUCAAUGCUGUUAAAGAGCUGCUGACUACCAUGGGUACUAACAUUGUUUAUUGUGGACAGGUUGGAACCGGGCAGGCAGCAAAGAUUUGUAACAAUAUGUUAUUGGCUAUUGGCAUGAUUGGAACUGCUGAAACAAUGAACCUUGGAAUCAGACUAGGACUUGACCCCAAGCUUUUGGCUCAGAUCCUAAAUAUGAGUUCUGGUCGCUGUUGGUCAAGUGACACUUACAACCCUGUUCCAGGAGUCAUGGAAGGUGUGCCCUCUGCUAAUAAUUACCAGGGAGGCUUUGGAACUACCUUAAUGGCUAAGGAUCUAGGUCUGGCACAGAAUACAGCAACAAAUACAAAGACGCCUGUUCCACUUGGGUCCUUAGCUCAUCAGAUUUAUAGAAUGAUGUGUGCACGAGGAUAUGCACAGAAAGACUUCUCCUCUGUCUUCCAGUUUCUUCGUGAGGAAGAAAACCAGUAAAAAGUAGGCAGAAAAGAAAAGAUGGCUGGUUUAUACUUGUGCUUGUAUAGCUAUACAGCCAAGUGCAGGCAGAUACUUUGGUAGGUUUUAGAUUGGUAGAUGGGGUGUUUUUGGAUGUCAUAGUAUUUUAAUCUUUUCUAGAUGCUUGGAAGUACAGUAUGUCUGAAGCCUGCUUUUAAACACUUAAGGUAUCACAGUCAAUUUCACUAAUAAAAAUCAGAAGUAUGUUUUCCAGUAUUUUUGCCACUGUUUUGUUAAACUUGAUGUACAUGUUAAAGAUUAUAUGAGUUUGAUUUGAAUAAAUAGAUAUAUAAAGGUUAGUGAUAAACUGUAGAUAAAAGACAAACAACUUCUCAAACCGCAAAAAUAUUGUAAAGGUUACAUGCUUAUAGUCAGACUGCAGUUAACAUUUGAAUAUACCCCAAUGUAAGAAUCAUUAUGACUACAUAUGUUCUGUUACAUGUUUUAUCAAUUGUCUUUUCUCCCACCCAGGCAUCAUUUGUAUAACUGAAAAUUCUUCUGUUUGUUGUGUUUUCCUGUUCAUAUAUCAUGUCUUCAAAGAUGUGUACAAGGCUCUUAAAGAGCUCUGAUAGCACUGAUUUGGAGUUUGAUGUUCUGUUACACUAUUAACACUGUAAAUUAAAAGAAUAUAUAAUGAUAUCAGGAUUUUUUAAGUCUUGUUUAUGCAGUUUUUAUAUAGGUUUUUUUUGUAAAUCACAUAAUCAUUUUUAAUAGGUGUUUAAUAUUUGGUGUAACCAUUUUUUAAAUUGGUAGAACUGCUUAAUCUGCUUUUAAUCAGAUGCCAACUGUACUAUUCUUCAGUUUCCAUUUGAUUGUUUUAAUCUACGAAUUCAACAUACCAAAUAACACAUUUUAUGUAGGCUUGUGUACUAGAAGAAAAAGUUUGAAAGUUACUUAUGAGUAAAAUAAAAAGGUUAAUGUUUAUAUUGACAGUAUACCUCUUAACAAGAUUUUGCUGCUCAAAUCAGAGAUGCCCAGUCAUCUAUUUGUUCCCACCAGACUUGUUAAUCUAUUAAAUCAAACAUAGAGUAUAUUCAAUACUGCAUAAGUGAAGAAGUGAAUGAAAAGUCAAAAGAACAACAGGUUCUUUUUUACAUUUUAAAGUUUCAGAGACCUAGAGGAAAAAUAAACACACACAAAGUGAUGCAUGAAAACAGAGUAAAUAAAAGUAAAGCACAAUAAUAUUACCAUUAUUUAGGCUUAUUUCAGUGCUUAAGAAAAAAAUGUUAUACUUUUUUGUUUAAGUAGUUUAUUAGUAAUUAUGUAACGAAUAAUGAAAGAAAAAGUUGUAUGUAUUGUCAGUUUUUCUGUAACUAAUGCAUCUACAUAUUUUUUCAAUUUGGAUUGUGUGGUUAAUGUUUUAUACUGAUUAGGAUGCAUAUUAAGAUAAGUUAAUUUCUAUACAGAAUUAACCCAUUGUGCCUCAGCUUUCCUGGGCCAUUUUGCUUAAAAAACAUAAUUUUACCACAGAAGUGAUAAAUACUGGUGCUUUUUUUAAAAAAAAAAAACAAGGAGUUCACAACUUUUUGUAUUACUGUACAGGUGGCUAAACCCAUUCUCUCUUUCCUUUUCUUUUUUGACUCGCAUGAGGCUGAUUGGAAAGAUCAUUUUUCAGUUUAGAAAUGUAUUGUUUCAAUUUUUAUUAGAAACGUUAAUGUUCUGUUAUGAAGUAAUUUGAAUAAUGAUUUCACGUUGAAAUUUUUAAGUCUUAAGUUAUUCAGCAAUUAAUAAAAUUCAUUAAGUAUUCACAGCUGUGAGGAUAGUGCUGCAAUAAAUACUAACCACAAUAUUCAUUUUCCCAGGAAAAAAACAUUUCCAGCGAAUUAUGUCAGUUUUCUUUUAUAAAAAAUGCACUCACUUAUGUCUAUGAUGUUUGAGAAAUCUCUUAUUUAAAACUUAUCUGAAUUUUUUAAGUCAUUUUCAUUACUGUUCAAACAUUUUGAGAGCAAUCAUUUAAUUUGCUAAUUGAAUAAUUAGCAACUCACACAGAGGCUGACGUUAAAACUGAAUCUAUACACCAUGAGAUAAAAAAAAUUUAGAACAUUACCAGUUACAUCUCUAAAUUAUCAAUUGUGUUGUUCAUUUUUGUUAUAGCAGAAUAAAUAAAGCCAACCCAUUGCAUGGCCUCCACUUUGACUCUGUAGUUCCCCACUGAUUCAAAAAUGUUUCUCUGACAUAUCAUGAGGAAUGGAUUGGUAGAGGAUUUUGUUUGCAACACGGCACAAAUAAAAUGAAAGUGACCAGCAGUAAAAAGCAAGGAGAAGUCUGCUGGCCUAACAGUAAUUCAGUGCAUUUCAAAAGUACAUAAUGGCUGUAACUGAAAUGAAGAGGUUAGAAGAAAUUGAUUGAACUAAACCAGUGAUGAUUCAAUGGAAAAAUAAAAAUCAGAGACUGAAAAAAUAUAGAAAAAAAUGACAUUUAAAACUAUGCAUGAGUAUUUAGUCUUUCUGUAUAAAGUUUCUAACCUCUACCAGCAUGCUGACAUUAUUUUCAUUCUGUCCCUUUUUAUUUUUUCCUCCUUCUAUAAUUGCUUGGUCUUUACUCUGAUCCUAUGUGCCUAUAUAAAAAUGGAAUCUCAUUAUUCUAUAAUUGUCUUUAUCUGUGCUUCCCUAUGUGUGUUCCACCUGUUCAUAAUAUAGUAAUCUCAUAAUUAUUCCAUGGAGUCGUUCUCGUGAUUAUUACCUUGUACUUUUUGGUCCUCAGCAAACUCUCAGGAACCAAUUGUUAAGGCUAAUAAAUCUUAUCAUUUGAUUGCCAGUUGUAUAGAUUCAAAUCUGUACUUGAAAAAUGAAAUUGUGCUUGGUUGUAUUGUUCUAGACUAAUUAAGAUUUGGUUUCUGAUGGUGUUAAUAUUUUUGUGUAUCUGUUGUUAUCCUGACAUUUUACAUCUAAGACAGUGGUCAUUCUAAAGUAUUAAAUAAAUCCAUGUAGAUAUACACGGGGCAAUCCACCCUUACACUUAAUGCUGCGAUAGAUAUAUUGUAAUGCAAAAAUAUAAUGCUAUGAAUUUUCAUUCAUUGUUACAUUUGAACUUUUUUUCAUUUUGUAAUUGAGUAUUACAGUAUACUUCUACAUGUGUGUUUUUAAACAUUAGUGAAUAAUUUAUUAAUACUGAUUGAUUUUCAGUCAGAUUACCUUCUCUGUGGGGUCUGUACAUUCUCUUCAUGUUCACAUGAGUAUUCUCCAUUCUCAUGUUAGAUUUGGUGUCUCUGAAUGCACACUGGUUGGUGUAACUGUGAAAGUGUGCAAUUUAAUAUUUCAGUCUGUUCUAACAUUCAUAAAGUAAAUGGAAAACCACCUCUUGUAUACUUUUCCCAAAUUUAAUGUAAAGGACUAGCUCCUGCUUUGCACCAGUUGCUACUGGGAAUGACUCAGUGAUUACCUUCAACACCAUAAUGAACUUAGUGAGUGCACAAUGUGGAUGGAUAAAUACUAUUACUGAAAACUAAUAGUGAGGUCCACAUAUGAAGACCUUGGAUUCAUCAAAGUGUCCUGUUUCAUGUUCAUGUUAAAUUAUAUUAUGACACCUAGUAGUCGGAGGGAACUUGACAUCAUCUGAAAUCGGUUUAAAGCUUCCAGUAACUGAAGGAAAAGACAAAAGGAAGAUCUGGAGUGGACAUAUUUUGUACAUGAAAAUGACUUGAACAAAAUAAAAAUGGUAAAGGAUAUUUAGUGUAGUAAGACUAGCAACUGCUACCAAAACAGCUAUAUUUAUAUGUGUGUUGCACUGUGUAUUCAAUUAAUCUUUUUUUUUCUCAAUUUUUUUGUGUGAACAAUAUGUACAAAAUAAAUCCUAAUGAACUUAAGUAUAUACUUGUCUGAGUGUUUUUCAGAAGGUAAGGAAUUGGUCUUGUCACUAUGCCAGUACUUAUAAUGUAGAUUUUAUAUAUUUGUAUUUGUUUCUGAAACAGUAUCAUUUGCAGGUAAUUGAAAUGUUUUCAUAUCUAUUUCUGUCACUGUCUAUAGUCAUGUUUGAAUGUAUUUUACUGUUCUGUAUAUGUUCUGUUUAUUUCAAUAAACCUUGGUGUUUAGAAACAGUUUAGAACAUAAAAAUGUGAUAUGUUAAAAUGUUUAUUAGGAUUGAAAUCGAAAGAUUGCUAUUAUUGUGUUAUAUCAUUUUAAGAUAUAUUCAUCUAAGGGCAAUAUUUAAUCUAAUUUAUUUACUCACUCCAUGGCUUCUGCGUGAAGGACACAAAAUGAGAGCAAAACAAUGCUGGAUUGAUAAAAGAGCUGUGCAAAAAUAAAGUUAGAAAAGCAUGGGAUAUCAAAUGUAAUAGUUUACAAUAUUUGCCAAGUUGUGACAGCAAAUCUUCUUAUAACCCCCCACCAUAAGCCAGUUAAACAAGUUUGUAAGUUUGUGGUGCAAUUUACACAUUCAAAGAUCAAAAGGAAAGUUUGGGGAAAAAUAUCUUUCUGUUAUACUUGCAACUAAAAAUUAUAAUAAAACAUACGUGCAAACAGGCUAUUGUGCUUGUGGCAUAAGUUUUAGAGAUUUUUUUUUUUAUUCUUAAUAGUCAUUCAAUUUUUAAGACUAAAUGCUAUUCUAAUUAAAAUGCAUUUAAAAUUUUGUAUUUUUUUCCAAAUGGACAUUUCUAGUCCAAUGUAAUCCUAAACUAAUAGCAAAGUAUUGGUUUUUCAAAGACUGCAUAAAAAAUAACAUUUAUUAAAGCUUUCACUAUAGUGCUUUUUUAGUAUAUUUACAGUAUAUUAGCUGAGUAUCUGUGAUUGUGUAGGAUGGUGUUUCAGUAGUAAUUUGUUAAAAUAUCAAGCCUUUGUAGGCCAAUGUUCAGUCGUACUGUAACUGUCAUUCCCUAUGGAUAUACCCUACUGCCUAUUUGUGUAUGUUUAUGUUCUUUUCUGUUUUAAAUAAAUAAAGUUCCCAGUU
Polypterus senegalus (gray bichir) is the source of this 5953-nucleotide messenger RNA. It is a transcript of the gene hibadhb, whose product is annotated as 3-hydroxyisobutyrate dehydrogenase b. Gene Ontology annotation, molecular function: NAD binding; 3-hydroxyisobutyrate dehydrogenase activity; NADP binding. Bases 59 to 1048 code for a protein of 329 amino acids. The transcript has 8 exons. NCBI's taxonomy places the organism in Eukaryota, Metazoa, Chordata, Cladistia, Polypteriformes, Polypteridae. The record is from RefSeq and is a predicted model, not a curated record. Gene Ontology annotation, cellular component: mitochondrion. Gene Ontology annotation, biological process: L-valine catabolic process.